AUGCUGAAGAGAGCAAUCGACGCGGUGAACCAUGCCGACUGGACUGCGCGGGUGUGUGACGGCUUUGCUGCCUUCUACUUGUGGCCGUGCACGGAUGCAAGUCAACACAUCCUGCUGCACCGGUGCAUGGGGGCGCUUGUCCAGCGGGCGGCAGACUCCGUCUUCAUUCAGCGCCGGGUGGCGCUCAUGUUUGACUCUGCCGCCCUCUCUGACCCCCUCGACCGGCACGCCCUUGCCAUGGGGCUUGGCACAGUGGCGGCAGUGCAUCUCGAUGUGGUGUUGGCCACCUUGGAACAAGUCCUUGACUCCUACUCUGUCUCCAAUCUGCAACGCAUAUACCAGUUUGUCAAAACCCUCGGUAAUCAAUCGGCCAUCUUCAUCCCCAAAACCUCCUCCGCUUCCUCGGCCUCGAAGCUCGCUCUCCCGCCUCUCGAGCGCCUAUUCAAGAAGGAGACUGCCACGUCAGCAGCUGCUGACUUCCUCCGGGACCCGCUGAUGCAUGAUGACGUGUGCGCUGCGCUGGCGCUGACGUAUCGGUACACGGUGGCCUUCUCGGAAGCUUCCGUGGUGGAUUCGCGAAUCAGGACACUGUUGGAUGCAAACGUGCUUGCCCAAUUGGCUGCAAUGACGUCCUUCCCUGCCAAGCUGGCCGUGGAUGCGAACGUGUUUGCUCCCUUAGCUGCAGUGGCGGCCCUCCCAGCCAAGGCAGCUGUGGUUCAAUCCAUCCUCACACUCGCCUCUGCUGCUCUCACUGCUCCUCCAUCCGCUCUCACCACCCCUCCACCGCCCCAUUCAACUGUUCGCAAGAGCGUGCAGGUGAGCAAGCAUAGUGUGGUGCAGGUGAGAAGUAGGCACUUGGCAGUAAGAGGGGGAGGGGCAUACGUGUUAGGGGAAGAGGAGGUGCGGCUUCAGAUGGCGUGUGUGCAGGCGUGCACGGCUUUGAUUCGCUCUCAUCCACAGCUCACUUCCGCUGUUCGCAAGAGUGUGCAGGCGGUCACUCCACUGCUGUGCAUUGACGACUCACCAUUGGCUGGUCGUGUGAAAGGAGAGAGGGGACUGGGGAGAGGAAGAGGAGAAGGGGGGAUUGGUACAGUGGAUGUGGAGGGAGGGGGCGGAGGAGAGGGUAGGGAGGAGCGAGAGGGGUCGAGCACAAGUAGUUCGGACAGUGAGAGUGGCUCUGACGAGGAUGAAGAGAAAGUGAGGAGGAAUGAAAAGGAGGAGAAGAGGAGGGUGAGGAGGACUGGUGGGAGAGAGAGGAGGGGCCAGCGGAAGCAGCUUGGCCCAUUGGCAGUUAGUGUCAUCUCUCUACUGUGUAGCGUGCUACAGAUGAGCAACGUGGAUAGCAAGGAGGAGGAGGAGCAGUUACAAAUCAUGCUCUCCCUCCUCCGCCCCCUCCUCUCCCUCCUCCUCCCACCCUCUCCUCCUCCCCAACCCUCCUCCCACCUACCCUCUGCCCUCAACCCCACCACUCUCCUAUCAUCCGCCUUCCCUUCCAACACCACUCCACCCAGUAGCACCCAUCCCAACCCAGCAGCACCACUUCAAACCCAAGCAGGUAGCAAGCCUGGGAGUAAGCCCAGCAGCAAACCUACCAGCAAGCCUAGCAGCCAGCCAGGGAGCCCUGGCCCUCGGGCAAGAGGGAAAUCAAACCUGGGGGGUGCAGCAGGAGGAGGGGAGAGAGGAGGGGGAGAGGAGGGAGAAGGGGGAGCAGGGGAACGGGAGAGAGAAACUGGAGAGGCGGAAGCAGCAUCAGCAGUGGAGGUAGUUGCAUCGGCGCAGCAGCGGGUGCUGACAGCGUACCUGGCAGUGUGUGCCCAGUUCCAUUUGCUGGCACUAGGAGAUGAGGGGCUGCUGGGUUGUUGUAAGGAACAAGUUUGCGGCUUUCUCGAAGCUAGCAGUGGUGGAGUGCGGUACACGGAAAUGCAGCAAGCUCACACCCCCCCAUCACGCCCCUCGCUCAAUCUCGGGCAUCACGUGGCCGUCGUUCUGCCCUUCUGUGCCAAUGUUUUCUGCACAUCUGUCAAUCUGUCAUUCUGCCAAUCUGUCAUUCUGCCAUUGCACCAGUCUGCCAACUUUGCCAUCCUGCCACCCCCCAUCCCCUCAUCCCACCAGGUGGUUCUGCUGCUGCUGACCACAGCUGUCGCCCUCUCCUCUCCACCUGAGGCCUCCUGCGUUUCUCCUGACAACCCACCUGAGGUUUCAUCACAAUCAGCCCAUUCCCCCCCAGCCUCUCCCUCCUCCUCUCUGCCUGUCUCCACUCACCCGGCCACCCACCAAUUAGACGAAACCACCGAAACCAGCAGUCAGCAGGAAGCGCAACCAGCAGCAGCAGCUGCUGGCCCCAGAGCUUCUUCUGAGUCUCCUUCCUCCCAUCCCUCCUCUCAACCGACUCACUCCUCCCUCCUUGCUGCUCUGGAAGCGAAGGUCUCUGCAGUGUCGCAUCAGGUGGGGAAGCUUAUAGUGGGGAUGGGUUGGGCGGUACUACGUGGCUCGUCACAGGGGGAGAUGGUGGAGGGGUCGUCGGAGGAACAACGGGCGGUGCUUUUCGCCGCUGCUGUGGAGUGCGUUGCACAUGUGCUGACAGCUGAUGAGGUGGCAGGCAGUGCUCCUCCUAGCAGCAGACGCGUUCCUUCACAUCUCCUGCGCCAGCCACUGCCACUAGCUACCCAUCAAUUUACAUCACUUCCCUUCAUAAUCCCUUCUCCUUGUCACCAGGUGGCAGUCCUACUCCUAGCAGCAGACGCGUUUCUCCACAUUACUUGUGCCGGCCACUCCCCCUCCACCACCACAAGCACAAACCAGGGCAGCCAAGCACAUGAGGACAGGGACAGAGGGUCUGUGCACUUGCAGGGCGCAGCAGCAGCGGAGUGUGAGUACGUGGGGAGUGUGGUGAGCCGGUGCAUGGAAGCCGUGCUUCGAAUCAUCUCCCUCAGAGGCCACCAGGUGCAGCAGCAGGGGGAAUCCGAGGCUGAGGAGGGUUCAUCUUCAGCAGUGCAACCAUUGCUGCGAGUGCUCGACCAUUUCUUCCCUUGUCGUCCCUCCCUCUCUCUGCUGGAGAUUACUCAGCAUCCCUCGCUGAGUCCCCAGCUUUUCCACCAGCUUGUACCGAAGCUCACCCCAGGCUUCGACCCUGUUGGUGCAAGUUCCUACUCUCCAACAAUUUGUUCUCCUUCCUUCGCUGUGCCUCCCUUUCGCCCUCGCUUUCUGCAGGAAAUUGCUCGGCACCCGUCUCUCGGCCCCCAGCUCUUCCACCUGCUUCUGCCGAAGCUCAUCCCUGGCUUCGAUCCGGUUGGCCUGGUGGAAGGCUUGCAUCAAGCAGCACAGCCACAAUCGCUAGAGCAGCACGGGAGUGAGCAGUUAGCAGCGCCAGAAGGGGCUGGAGCAGCAGCAGCAGGGGUACUUACAGAGGGGCAACAGGACGAAUCUGCUGCAUCAGAAGCAGCGGAGCAGGCACAGCUGGGGAAGGCUGUAUCUGAGGCUGCUGCUGCUGCCGGUGGUGGUGGUGCUGGUGGUGGUGCUGCUGCCGCCGCUUCGCUCACCUUUGAUCCCAGCGCUACAGUUGCAGCUGCGGUGGUUGCUGCUGCCUCACAUGCAGGAAGGGCAAGGAGAGUGGGGAGUGUGGGGAGUGCAGGCAAGCCGUUCAUCUACUCCUCUGGCUCCAAAGCAGCCAAUCGAACCCUUGGGAUCAUGCUCAGGCACCCAUCACCCAACCUCAAGCAAGCAGCACUGCCCUACACAAUCCCCACCGUCCACACGCUGCACCUCCUCCUCUGUGCUCUCGCCAUCGACACCAUCGCCUCCCACCCUGAAGCUGCUCUCUCCUCCACCGGUCCCCUCAGCAAGAGAAUCAACGAUGCCAUUACAGCAGCAGACGGAGGCCUCUGGUCCAGCGACCCCUUCCUGCUGGUUUACGGCGCUCUCCGCUCUGUGGCUCAGUUCUUCAACCAUCAUCCUCUUAUUGAGGAGGGGGAUACCAGUGAGAACGGGAGGGGGGAUACCAGUGAGAACGGGAGGGGCGGGAUUGACAUGACAGUGGGGCAGCUGUCGGUGCUGUGUGGACUGGUGGCGGCCCUUGUGGGGGCUAUGCUCAGUGCAGGAGAGCCGCAGGGUGAUGAGUUGCUACCCGUUGAGACGUUUCUCACCCAGGCUGUGGAGUGCACGAGUGUGUAUAAAUAUAUCACAGACGCUGCUCUCAUGUGUCAUGCCAUGAGCCUGAGAUGGAGAACGGACGGUUCUGAUUUGGAGGCAACAAUAGCAUGGCAGCUGGAGCGCUUCCAAGAAGCUUCCUCAGCUGCUCGAGCUGUCAUCCUGCUUAUACUCUCUAAGCUCCCCCAGUCCUCGUCCCCACCACCCCCCGUGGCUCAUCGCAUUCUUUCUACUGCCUCGCUUUCCUUGCAAGACCCGAGCGCCAUGGUCUCACUCGCUGCUGCAAUUUGCACGCACCAGUGUCUCUCCCAGUGCAGCUUUCUGGCCAAUCAGGCGCUGCCAGCUGCCACCAUCCUCCAAUCAACACGAGCUAUCAUGAGGGUCCGUGCGCCCCAAGCCCAGGCCGCAGCAGCAUGGAUGGCAGGCGCAGUGGCAAGCAGUCUUCUGAAGCAGCAGCAGCUGCAGCAUGCACCCAGCAGUGGGGACGAGUGCAGUGAGCAGCCCCCGCCAAGCACUGCAGAAUGCUCAAGAGCAGAGCUGCAAGAUAUUAAGCCUGAGGUUCGGGAAACAAUGACAACCCUGUGGUUCUUAUCGGAGCAUCAACCGGACCUAGUCACAAGCGCAUGCAAGGCAUCCUCUCACUCGCUGGCUUGGCUUCUGCGGUCUGAUCAAGGCGAUGAGUCCACCCACCAACCGUUGAUGGAAUCGGGUCUCUUCACUGGGAGCUUCUACCAGUUCCUCUCAAAUGACUUUGUAACGAGUUUCGACGCUUACACUGGAUUCACACUGGAAGCGCUCUCCCACCCCUCAGACUCCGUCAAGCUCACAGCAAUUUCAUUCUUCACCGGCCUCAUCCAAUUUGUCGCCGAAACUCGCUCGGCAGCGCAGGCAGGCAGGAGCACCACACCUGCUUCAUCAACACCUGUAGCAUGCGGACCCAGCAACGCUUUUAGCAGCUCGCCGUUGCCUCAAUCCGGUGUUGCUUUCGCAAUCCCAGUGCCGCUCACGAAAGCUCUCUCUCAACUUCUGAAGAAAUCCCCGAAUGAGAAGCUUCGGGCUGCAGCAGCAUCUUCUCUGGGAGAGAUUCUUCGCCUCUCAUUCAAGAGAGAGAGGUUGGGGUAG
Molecule: messenger RNA, 5268 nt
Organism: Closterium sp. NIES-65
Lineage: Eukaryota; Viridiplantae; Streptophyta; Zygnematophyceae; Desmidiales; Closteriaceae
Source: the annotation of a GenBank genome assembly